UGACUUCACGCAUGCUUCUUGGAGUCUCGGUCUCUAGGCUGCUAAUCUCCGGCACAGGUUCUCCGUCGCCGGUGGCCAGGCACGCUGGCAGCCACCAAGCCUCAGCGCGGCAGUGCCUCACGAUCCCGUAGCCUCGCAGAGACUAUCGAAGAUUUAGAUGAGUAUGAGGAGGAAGAAGGUGAAGAUGGAGUUAAGGAGGUGGAGGAGGAGGAGGAAUAUGAAGAGGAAGAACCUCCAAAACCUACCAAGGAGGAAUUGGAAUAUCUUGAAUUGAGGCAACAACUGAAAGAAGGUUUUAGAAAGAAAAUGAAGAAGGAAAAUGGCUCUGCUCAGGCCAAUUGCCAAGAGAAAAGGAAGAAACUGCCGUGUGAUAAUUAUGGAUCCUUCUUUGGCCCUUCAACGCCAGUUAUUGCUCAAAGAGUAAUCCAGGAAAGCAAGUCAUUUUUAGAAACUCAGCAUUUGGCAUCGAAAGUUUCCGAAUCACAGCAUCAUAAUAAAAAUGGCUUUGCUUCAACUGCUGCUCGACCCAGUCAACCGAAAGUGACAAAUGAGUUGAAAAUGAAAGUCCAGAAGCUUCGAGAUACAAGAGAUUACUCUUUUCUAUUGUCUGAUGAUGCAGAGCUUCCAGUUCUAUCAGAAGAGUCUCAACCUCGAAAUGGCACUAUUUCAAACUCUGAAGAGCACCGUCAUAAGAAAAAGCAUGUCAGGCAGUACUCUGAUGAUGAAGAUGAUGAUGAGGAUGGGCGGGCUAUCAGUAUGAUCAGAAAAAUGUUUAGGUAUAAUCCCAAUAAAUUUGCUAGCCGUGACGAUGAUGAUAGUGAUUUGGAGGCUAACUUUGAUGAUAUUCUAAAGGAGGAAAGGAGGAGUGAUUUUGUGGUGAUGCAGUGCAAGAAAUGGAAGACAAGAGGAUGAGGAAGAACUUCAAAGGAUAGAGGAAGAAGAGAAAAUGGAGAGGUUGAGAAAAAUUGAAAAGAAGCGCAAACUGAGCAGGCGAUGACAUUAAUAAAAAUAAUUUUUCUUCUGAUUUAUUAUAUCUGGUUUGUUAAUUUAAGGGUUCAAGGUGUAAACACUGAUUCAAGAUCUGAAAAUGCGAUGCGGGACUCGAUCAUUUGUUAAUGAUACAAAAUAUAAUGUCUUCUCAAUGUAGAAUAAGAAGGCCUUUGGGAA
Malania oleifera is the source of this 1167-nucleotide messenger RNA. RefSeq lists its product as uncharacterized. Gene Ontology annotation, biological process: nucleosome assembly; regulation of DNA-templated transcription. Gene Ontology annotation, cellular component: nucleolus. NCBI's taxonomy places the organism in Eukaryota, Viridiplantae, Streptophyta, Magnoliopsida, Santalales, Ximeniaceae. The record is from RefSeq and is a predicted model, not a curated record. The transcript has 8 exons. The coding region runs from base 307 to 912 and encodes 201 amino acids. Gene Ontology annotation, molecular function: histone binding; DNA binding.